CACACAUGAAACUUAUGUAACAAAAUCUAUUUUUAAGAACAAUACGAACAACUCCCCGUAACACUUUGCCAAAUGAACAUAGAAGUCCAUAAUCAACCAGUUUAUGGAAGCUUCUUCACACGUCAUCGCUUCCUACGCAAUUUCGAUUGGUUCAUGCGUCACGGCCGUUUUGCAUUAAUGAAAACAGACACGCUUAAUGUAAAGGAAAAAUCGGAAACUUAUAUAUUUCAUAGAAUGUUUUUCGUUAAUUUAUUUGAUACUGUUUGUUUAGAAAAAUUUAUAUUUUAA
Meloidogyne enterolobii is the source of this 288-nucleotide messenger RNA. The record is from the annotation of a GenBank genome assembly. NCBI's taxonomy places the organism in Eukaryota, Metazoa, Nematoda, Chromadorea, Rhabditida, Meloidogynidae.